Molecule: messenger RNA, 1589 nt
Organism: Triticum dicoccoides
Lineage: Eukaryota; Viridiplantae; Streptophyta; Magnoliopsida; Poales; Poaceae
Exons: 2
Coding region: 123-1349 (408 amino acids)
Molecular function (GO): protein binding
Source: RefSeq, a predicted model, not a curated record
CCAAUCCCGAAAGCCCUCGACGGCGGCCGACGAAGUGCUCCCGGCUGCUUUACCCUCCCCCCGCCUCGCCUCCGAUCUGAACGACGGCGACCGCUAGCCACCCCCGGCGUUGUACGUAAGCAAUGGCGUCUUCGAAUUCGAAGCCGCGCCUGGCCGCCUCUGGUUCGGGUUCGGGCGACCUGCUCCCGGACGCGAUGUACGAGAUCCUUCUGCGCCUGCCGGCCAGGGAGCUCUGCCGCCUCCGCGCCGUCUGCAGGUCGUGGCGCGCCCUCACCUCCAGCGAGCUCUUCAUCGCGGCGCACAAGUCGCGCCACACGGACCCGCUCCUCGCCAUCGGCUACGUCGAUGGAAGAGGAAACAGAGCCAGCAACAGCUUUGGUGUUGUGGAUCUGUCGGGAGACGCCCUUGGGCGGAUCCCAAGGGUUGGGGGUGGCAUCGUCCCAGUGAGGAAGAAUGGCGCUGUCGUGCGAGUUCCGGCCGGCGAGGAUGGAAUCCAUGUGCUGCGCACCCGUCUCGACCUGAUCUGCUUCGCCAGAUCGUGCCGCCCAUUGGGUCUCUGGAUCCUUAACCCUGUCACCGGGGCUACCCAUGCUUUGCCGGAGUGCCGCUCCAUGGAAUUGGCGCAUAAGCUAAAGGGGGAAAGGUGUAGCGAGGUGGAGUUGCGUACUGUCGGGCAGGUUCCUUCCACUGGAGAGUACAAGGCUCUCCGCAUCACUAGGCUUGGUGAUGAUGAACCAGCUAGGCAGCUGUGCGAGGUUAUCACAUUCGACGGCAGCGACCAUGGAAUGUGGAGGGGAAAGCAGGGCCCUCCAUCGGUUGUCGACAAGAGUUGUGUGGUCAUCCGUGGGGUGGUUUAUUUCCAGAUGAAAUUUUACUACCUUGAUUUUGAUUUAGUAUUAAUUGCUGAACCAGGCAGCAUAGCGCCAUUCAAUCUCGAGACAGAGGAGUGGAUGGGGAUUCUCCGAGGUCCGUCGCCGGUGCUCAAGUAUGUUCAGGACCACAAGGAAUUGAGUUACCCAGGACAUAGUCUCCAGUUGUCGAUAGCUGAACUGAAUGGCUGCUUAGUUACAGUUCACAAUAUUCAUCACAUAUGUAUGGACUUGUGGUUCCUGGCAGAUAUUGAGGAAGGUAUCUGGGUUAAGAAAUACAGCUUGCCUUCACAUGUUGCUAGAAUCUUUGUAUGUCCUUUUCUGGCAUUACAUGAUGGGAGGAUCUUCUUUACCAGUGGUAAUUAUGGAAAGAGAAUCAUAGAAAGUUACAAUACAAGGACUGGCGCUCAUGCUGAUGUGUUGGAAGUGCUGGAUUGCAGCUCCAUUGGCACUUACGCAGGAAGUCUGCGGAGCUUAUAGAGCAACUAUUGUUUAUAGUGAGGUGAGUAGUGUAUUGUCCUUACUAUUGGCUACCUUAUCUUCCAUGUCCGAAAAUACUUGUGAGGCAAUGUAGUGAUUUAUUGGUGAAAUUUUACUUGCAUGCUUCCAAAGCAGAUCAUUCAUCCUUGUUAUAUUUUUCGUUAGAGCUUUUUGCUUUAUUGCUGUUUCAUGUUCACUACAUCUUGCAUUCCAUGUUAAGGCGUUCAGUUUGGUGAUUCA